Molecule: messenger RNA, 1035 nt
Organism: Phlebotomus argentipes
Lineage: Eukaryota; Metazoa; Arthropoda; Insecta; Diptera; Psychodidae
Product: alpha-tocopherol transfer protein-like
Exons: 2
Coding region: 42-974 (310 amino acids)
Cellular component (GO): membrane
Molecular function (GO): phosphatidylinositol bisphosphate binding
Source: RefSeq, a predicted model, not a curated record
ACGGCAUUUCUUCGAGCGGUUGUGAAGUGAUUGUGCGCGAUAUGCCGAACAUUAGGCCACUGUCCGAGCCACUGGCCAAGAAGGCCGAGAAGGAGCUGUUCGAAGUGCCGGAGAGAAUUGACGAGGAUGUUACUGCGCUGCGCACGUGGAUCGCCAAGCAGCCCCACUUGAGAUCCAGGACGGAUGAUCAGUUCCUGGUCACGUUCCUCAGGGGCUGCAAGUACUCGCUGGAGCGUGCGAAGGCGAAGAUUGACCUCUACUACACCGUGCGCACGUCAAUGAAGGAGAUGCUGAUGGAUCGAGAUCCGCUGAGUGAGAGGAAUAUGGAGCUCAUCAGGAUGGGAGUGGGACUACCGCUGCCCAAUACCGUCACUCCGGACGGCCCCAGAAUCGUCCUGAUUCGUCCUGGUGUCUACGAACCAGACAAAUUCAGUAUAGUGGAUAUCAUGAGGAUCAGCUUGAUGGCGAACGAUAUGCAUCUGAUAGAAGAUGACCAGAUGAUGGUGGCGGGACAGAUUGGCAUUCUUGAUCUCGCCAACACGACUAUGGCUCACUUCUUGCAAUUCACUCCCACUUUGACCAAGAAGAUGACCGUCAUGAACCAGGAAGCCAUGCCGAUCCGCCUCAAAGGCUUCCACUACAUCAACACACCGCCAGGAUUUGAGACUGUGUACAACAUGUUCAAGAGAUUCCUGAAUGAGAAAAAUAGGAACAGACUUCAUGUGCAUGGGGACAAUAUGGAGAGCCUGUACCAGCACAUUCCGCAGAAGCUGCUACCCAAGGAGUACGGAGGAGAAGCUGGCUCCAUAAAGGACAUGAUUGUGCAUUGGGAGAAGAAGUUCAUUGAGUUCCGCGACUACUUCCUGGAAGAUGACAAGUACGGCACCGAUGAGAAGAAGCGUCCAGGUCGUCCGAAAACGGAGGAAACCAUCUUUGGCAUCGACGGAUCAUUCCGGAAACUCAAUGUUGAUUGAAAGUGCGAGUAAAGCUUGCCAAAGACUCAGUUUUAUUUCAUGGGUGUCUUUGUCUAUCAUA